Molecule: messenger RNA, 2232 nt
Organism: Magnusiomyces paraingens
Lineage: Eukaryota; Fungi; Ascomycota; Dipodascomycetes; Dipodascales; Dipodascaceae
Exons: 1
Coding region: 1-2232 (743 amino acids)
Biological process (GO): ribosomal large subunit export from nucleus; ribosomal large subunit biogenesis
Cellular component (GO): nucleolus
Source: RefSeq, a predicted model, not a curated record
AUGGCUAAACGUAAAAGAUCAGCUCUUCUUCCUGAGAAUACAGCUUUACUUCAAAAUCUUGUCAAAAGAGAUCCUUCAGCAUAUGCCAAAGAAUUCACGGAACAAUACCAACAUUAUGAAUCUCAACGGAACUUAUUCUUACUUAAUCCUGCAGGAGAUGGCUGCGAGACUGAAAGUUUUUUAAAUUCCGUCGGGUUUAUUGCCAACGUUUGCUCGAAUUUUCCUACAGAAACCGCUAAAUUCCCCGAAGAAUUAUCCCAUAUCUUACGCACUCAGCACCAUCAACUUCCUCCCGAUGUAAGGGAAAAAUUAAUUCAAAGUUUAGUGCUGCUAAGAAAUAAAGAUGUUAUUACACCUGAUACUCUCAUUCAAGUUCUUUUCCCGGUACUUGUAGAGACUACAGCAAAGUUUACUAGGGCUCAAAUCUACUCAGCUAUUGUAUCUUUGUUAAAAGCAGCUAACCAUGGUGCCAAAAAUCAAAAGCUUAAUCGUACGAUGCAAGCACUUUUAUUUAAUUUGCUUGAUGAGUCUGAAGCAAAUGGAUUAUGGGCAACAAAACUGACUCGUGAACUAUGGAAACGUGGUAUUUGGGAUGAUUCGCGAACUGUUGAACUGAUGGUUCAAGCUGCUCUUAAUGAUAACUUAAAGGUUUCAUCUUCUGCUGUCAGAUUUUUUUUGGGUGCUGAUAAAGAAAGAGAUGAAACUACAGAAAAUCAAUCUGGUGAUGAAGAUGACUUAGAUAUCAAUGCAUUACGUCAUAAAAUGCAAAUCAACAAAAAAACUGGUCGCCGAGGGAAAAAGAUGGAAUCUGCACUUAAGCAGUUGAAAAAGAAAGGAAGUAAUCGUCAUUCUGCCACAUAUCUUAACUUUUCAGCUAUUCAUUUACUUCGUGACCCUCAAGGCUUUGCGGACGCCCUGUUUGACAAAUACUUAACCUCUAAGAAUUCAAGAAAACUUGACAUACAGCAGCGCAUUUUAAUAACAAAUUUAGUUUCAAGACUAAUCGGCACUCACAAGCUUCAUGUUCUUGGUAUUUACUCAUUUUUAGAAAAAUUAAUGACACCUAAACAAGAAAAUGUGACCCAAUUCAUGGCUGCUGCUGCUCAAGCUUCACACGAUCUAGUGCCUCCAGAUGUCAUCUCUCCUUUAAUUCGUAAAAUUGCGGAUGAAUUUGUCAGUGAUGGUGUUUCAUCUGAGGUUGCGGCUGCAGGGUUAAACACUAUCCGUGAAAUUUUGGCACGUGCACCACUUUCCAUUGACGAAACUUUACUACAAGACUUGGUUACAUAUAAGGGUUCUAAAUCCAAAUCUGUAACGAUGGCUGCCCGAAGUUUACUAGGUCUUUACAGAGAGAUUGCACCUGAAAUGUUAGCCAGAAAAGAUAGAGGAAAAACAGCUUCUAUUGAAAUGCAACAUGGUGAAAAAAGAGAACUACGUUAUGGAAUUGAGUCAAAUGUCGUUACUGGAAUUCAAGGCAUUGAUUUAUUACAAAAGUGGCAAGAAAACCGAGAGGCUGGUGGGGAAGAUAGUGAAGAGGAAGAUGGUUGGGAGAUUGCUAGCGAAGAAAGCGAGGAUGACAGUGAUGAAGGAGAUUGGAUCAAUAUGGAAAGUGAUAAAGAGUACAGUGUUUCAGACAGCGAAGAUGAUGAUGUUGAAAAUAAGAGAAAUCGAAACAAGAAAUUGAAGAGGAAUAAUAAAAAUGAUAUGGAUGAAGAUCAAGAAAAUGACGAUAAUGAAGAUGAACAAAAUAAUAAAAAGCGAAAGCUCACAAGGGAAGAGCUAAUUUUGGAAAGAACCAAGGCGGAAGAAGAGGCAUUCAUUAAAUUAGCUUCUACUCGUGUUCUUACUCCUGCCGAUUUUCAAAAAUUAGAAGAGCUUCGAACACAGGCAGGACUUGAAAAAAUCAUGGGCAAAAGUGUACGCAAAUCUAUGGGGCUUAACGAGGAGACUGUUGAAGCAGACAACCUCAUUGGCUCUAAAAAAUAUAAGCAAAAUAAAAAAGAGCGCUUGGCUCAUGUUGAGGAAGGGCGUGAAGGUCGACGAGAAUUUGGAUCUAGAAAGGGCAAGCGUGAAAAUGCACGAUCUACAACAAAUAAAGAAAAGGCCAGAAAGAAGAACAUUAUGAUGAUGAUUCAUAAAAAAGAUGUCCAAGGUAAGGCAAAACGAAGCCUGAAAGAAAAGCAAAAAGUUUUACGUCAACAUAUCACUACACAGAAAAAGAAAGGGUUUUAG